CCCUAUUUCUAAAGCAAGUGGGGAUUUGGCAGGGGCUGGUUCCUGGGCAGUUUUCACUAGAUCUCCUUCAAAAAGAAUAAGCCCCCCUUGCUGUCCUGCACUCUGUAGGGGGAGGAAAAAGGGUCCAGGAAAGUGUGGUACUGGGGUCUUCUGAAAAUGGGCCACAGCAUGCACAACUGAGGAGUAGGCUGGAGGAACCAGAAUUAUUGGAGGGAAGAUGCAGAAACCAAGUCCUUGAUCUUGAGACAGAGGCAAGAGUUGCAUACUUUUCCUUCACUCAUUCAGGAAAACCAAAGAUGGGACACAUUCAAAAAAGGCUCACCUAGAUCUGUGGCAUGAGACAGUUCUGGGGGUGAUUCAUGUAUUGGGUUCCUCUCCCCAUCCCUGGGCAAAGAGAAGGAAAUCAGAUUCUCUAAGACCCUGAGAGAAGGUCUAGAAGGCUGCCUGGGGCUAAAGCUAGCAUGACUGAGACCUGGGCACUUUCACUGCAUGUCCUGGGGUCUCCAUGCCAGCAAAUACAGACCACUUCCAGUGGACACCCUGAGCUGCAGGGAGGGAAAAGGAAUCCUGUUGGUGGGGAGAAGAAGACCCUAGUCUACCACUGCCUGGUGCUCCUGGACCUUGUGUCCCCUGACUGCAUGAAAAUAAAAGCAUGUGGGUGGGUUGACGGGAUGAUAGCCUUAAGCUCCAGGCAUCUCUUUUUAGUUUCUCCUGCCCUCUGCCCCUAUAAACACACCCUCUCCUAAGCUCUGGUGAUGGAGCACUUCACUCCAGAAUUUAAAAUUUGAAGAGCUAGGUUUGGAAAUGCAUAUCUGAGCAAUGGCUGCUCAGGACCUGGUCAAAUGUCCAGGCCAUCUGUGAUCCUUAUGUCAUACUCCUGCCCCCUCCACCCACAACCAGCCCAAAUUUCCCUGGAAUGGAGGAGAGGAAAAUUCCCAGGAAAAAGAAGAAGGUUGACAAAUCCUAAAUCCUCAUUCUAGACCUGUCUCUGUAGUCCAUACCUCUUGGAGGACCCUGGGUGACUAGGAAAGGACUCUGAACCUGUCUGUCAAGAAAGACGGUGGCUCCCAGUGCUCUUGGGGGUGAGGGAAGAAUUUGAAGGAAAAUUAGGUAGACUUCACUUGGAACACAGGCUUUGCUGGAAAAGUGGGCUUCGGGACAUAUGGCAGGUGGGAGUGGGAUUGAUGCAGUGAAUGGGAAGUAGGAGGCUGUGGGGAAAGAUCUGGGGGAGGAUAAAGGAAGGUGCCGAGCGCUUCACUUGGUCUGAUUUCACAUCUUAUGAAGCAAAGAAAACGACAGGGACACAAGCUUAACUCUUGGUGAGGCCUGUACUUCCCUCACCUUGGCUGUAGGUGUUGAUCUCACCUCCCCUAGCCCUCCCCACCCCAGCCCCAUUUUCAGGCUGUCUCCUUUGGGGAAGGAACCCAUGGGAAAUGGGGUGACACCAGAACAGCAACGAGCAGGGUUAGGCCUCCAGGAUUUCCAGUGGGAAUGUCCUACUGUGGGAAAGUGCGACCCUCGUGCACUGGAGAAUUUUCACUUACUUGCCGCAGCUUGAGUUUGUCUGUCGUUGCCCCUCCAGGACCCCCGACGCCGCCGGGGCCCCCAGCGGUCUGCAGGAGCGCGCCGCGCUCUCCCUGACGCGUGUCGCCGUCGCCAUGGCGCAGGAGAACGCGGCCUUCUCGCCCGGACCGGAGGAGCCGCCCCGGCGGCGCGGGCGCCAGCGCUACGUGGAGAAGGACGGCAGGUGCAACGUGCAGCAGGGCAACGUGCGCGAGACGUACCGCUACCUGACCGACCUGUUCACCACGCUGGUGGACCUGCAGUGGCGCCUCAGCCUGCUCUUCUUCGUGCUCGCCUACGCGCUCACCUGGCUCUUCUUCGGCGCCAUCUGGUGGCUGAUCGCCUACGGCCGCGGGGACCUGGAGCACCUGGAGGACACUGCGUGGACGCCGUGCGUCAACAACCUCAACGGCUUCGUGGCCGCCUUCCUCUUCUCCAUCGAGACGGAGACCACCAUCGGCUACGGGCACCGAGUCAUCACCGACCAGUGCCCCGAGGGCAUCGUGCUCCUGCUGCUGCAGGCCAUCCUGGGCUCCAUGGUGAACGCCUUCAUGGUGGGCUGCAUGUUCGUCAAGAUCUCGCAGCCCAACAAGCGUGCCGCCACGCUCGUCUUCUCCUCGCACGCCGUGGUGUCCUUGCGCGAUGGGCGCCUGUGCCUCAUGUUCCGCGUGGGCGACCUGCGCUCCUCGCACAUCGUCGAGGCCUCCAUCCGUGCCAAGCUCAUCCGCUCGCGCCAGACCCUGGAGGGCGAGUUCAUCCCCCUGCACCAGACCGACCUCAGCGUGGGCUUCGACACGGGCGACGAUCGUCUCUUCCUCGUCUCGCCGCUGGUCAUCAGCCACGAAAUCGACGCCGCCAGCCCCUUCUGGGAGGCAUCACGCCGCGCCCUGGAGCGGGACGACUUCGAGAUCGUGGUCAUCCUCGAGGGCAUGGUGGAAGCCACGGGGAUGACAUGCCAAGCUCGGAGCUCCUAUCUGGUGGACGAGGUGCUAUGGGGCCACCGCUUUACAUCAGUACUGACCCUGGAGGAUGGCUUCUACGAGGUGGACUAUGCCAGCUUCCACGAGACCUUUGAGGUGCCCACACCUUCGUGCAGUGCCCGGGAACUGGCAGAGGCUGCAGCCCGCCUUGAUGCCCAUCUCUACUGGUCCAUCCCCAGCCGGCUGGAUGAGAAGGUGGAGGAGGAGGGUGCUGGGGAGGGCGCCGGUGGGGGAGCUGGGGAUGACAAGGAGCAGAAUGGCUGCCUGCCACCCCCGGAGAAUGAGUCCAAGGUGUGACCAGUUCCCUCCAGACCCCUGUGGCAGACAGGGGGCCAGACACAGGUACCUGGGGAGCUGCACCCUGGAGGUGGAAGAGGAGGAAGCAGGCAAAGUCCCGGGGAAUGGAGAGGCCGCCUGAGAACCUUGAGUCUAGGAUCCAAUAGGAAGGGAGAGGCCCUGGCUUGAGGAGAGUGGAGGGCAGGGAAAGGUGCACACACCUGUCUGUGUUUGACCUUCACAUCUGCUCAUGGGUGGAUGGACAGUCAGAAGGACGAACUGGUGGGGGCUGGACAGGCAGGUGGUGGCUGAUGGACAAGUACAUGGGCUGUGGAUACCUGCAGCACACCUUUGUGCAGGUUCUAGAAAGGUGGGUACCCUUUUCUUCCAAGCAGACACAGCCCCAGGCCAGAUGCAUGGCUUGGAGAACAGUCCCCAUUCACCUCCUCAGCCAGCCUCCCCGUGUGCGGCCCACCUGUCUAAGUGGGCACAGUGGCCCAAGCUGAACGAGAGGAGACUGGGUGGAGGUGGGCACAAAUGAGCACGGUGCCCCCCCACCUCCACCCUCCCUCGGUGACAGGCUCACCCGGAGAAAGGGUUGCACGGGAGCUUGGGAAAGUGUCAGUGACCUGAACCCUUGGAGUGCAGGGCAACAGGCGGCAGGAGCAGAUGCCAGCGCUGGGGCCCUGGAGCAAGGGAUGGCUAGUUUGUGGAGGGAGAUCUUGCAGAUAACACUGCAGAAGAGGACGGGAGAGAGGUUCUGAAGUGGAAGAAGGGUCAGGGGCAAGAUCUAGAAAGUAGGUUCGUGGGGGCAGAUGGGAAACCCUUGGGAAAGCAGCAUUUGUCCUUGGGGCACCAUGGGGAGGGUCAUUCAGAUGACUUCUUGGAUGUCAGGGAGAGAGGGCAUUCACCAACGUGGGUUCCUAGUGCUGGAACCCAGAGCACAUGGGAAGAUCGGGAAUAUACCUGUGGCCAUUGGAUGAGGUCCAGUUCACAUGGAGAACCUGUGCAAUCUCUUGGAGCAGGGGAUGGGAGUGUUUUGGUAGUUAGAAAGCCAGAGGUUGAGUAAGACAGGGGAAAUGAUGAAAGCCUGCAGUUGUAAAACUGCUGUGUACGGGAUCACCUGGAGAGCUUGUUAAAACACAGAUCGCUGGGCCCCGCUCCCAGGGUUCUGACUCAGUAGGUCAGGUGGAAACCAGAAAUUGGCAUGUCUGACAAGUUCCCAAGUCAUACUGACGCUACUCGACUACGUUGCAAUGCAGCAUAUAAGCUGAAGACCCUCUGGGAGCAGAGAAAUAUAAAGGGUAGAGCAACGUGUGUGGAAGGGGACCUGAGUGCAGGCUGAAGAGUUGAACUAAAGCAGGAAGAGCUUGCAGGACUAAAAGCCAGGAGGGACUGAAAGAAAAGCCAAGUCCAGACCUGUGCGUGUCUGUGCCCUGCUGUCUGCACCACUGCACCAGAGAUGCCUGGAGAUGCACAGUGAUCCCAAGAUGGCAGAGAAGGGGCGGUGGGCCGGUUGAGAGGACCUGAGGUGGCCUUCUGGGGAAAGUGCAGCCCAGGUGAGCAUGUCCCCUGAUGGCCCAGCCAGGACCUCUGUCCCUCCAGCCCUGGCAGCCCCCAUUCCCGUCCUUGCCUAAGAGCCUGAGCUGCAUGAGGGGGGCAGGCACCCAAGUCUGUCCUGUUCCAGGCUGGGAGGCAGGGAUUCUAUGGGGCACUGUGUAUCUCCCAGAAGAAAUGGAGUCAUCCCAGUUUGCAUUCACGAGAAGGACCCAGCCCCGUCCCUUCCCUUAAGUCCAGGCAUGGAUAUCUUUCCGCCUGAGGUCCUGGGGCUACCUGGGUCACAGCCAAUCAAAGCCAGGGUCCUUGAAUGCCAGGAUGGGCUGCUCCUCCAAACACAGACAUGGGGUGAGGCAUGGGGAGUGAUCCAGGGUUCUUUCAGUGAACAGAUGGAGUCUGGACAGGAGGGGGCAGCUGCUUGGUUCCCAGGCACACUCAUUCAGCACUAAAGCCGCUGCAGUCGGACAGAUGGAGAAACUGAGGCUACAGCAGGCCCCUCCUGCCCAGAAGUCGCUGAGACGCUGCCACACCUGUCCUUGCCACCAUCACUGCUCAGGGCACCACUGUACAGUGCAGAGUCAGAUGGGGGCUCUAGUGCCAACACUGACUGCCGCUGAUCAGCUGUAUGGCUCUGAGCCAGCUGCAUAGGUCUCUGGGCCUCAGUUUCCACAUCUGUAAAAAUGACUUAGCAAAACUAGUAAAACUCAAUAAAUGUUAAAUCACUGAAUUGAAGGAGGUAGACUGGCUGCUUCUUAAGGUGCAGAACUGAGAAUGUUAGGAGCAGAGAAUCCAUAGGUGAAGCCACAUGGGGUGCAGGGUGGACGAUGUAUGCAGGUGCAACAUUCUGUGGGUGCAGCAGACACAGGCUCUCCCCCACUGUUAUUCUCCCUGAUAUCCAGGAGGCUGAGUUCUGAGGCUCCUAUUCUGUUGCUGUCAGACAGAAUAAUCAAGGUCAGGAGGAAAAAGACUGAGGCCCCAGGGCCUGAUGGGAGGAGUCAGGCUCCAGAAUGAGACCCAACCAGAAGGAGACAGACAGAGGGGUGUGGCCGAGGCUGGGAGCUCACAAAGGACACUGGCCCUGGAAGUCCCUGCCCUGUAACUUGGGAAAGGGUUGCAAAGCCAGGACCAAGCUGAGCUGUAGCUCAUUCUCCCUUCCUAUGCGCCCCUCCUUGAACAGGAGCCCCAUUAGGAGUUGCCUCAGCAGCCACAACUUAGGUGGCAGAUGGGACCCAGGAGCCCCCUCCUGGGGUGGGAGGCAAGGCCUACAAAGGCCAGAUGGUGUUUAUGAUGGGAAGAGGCCUGGGUUGUUCAGAAUAGGUUGUCAACCCCCAA
This is a messenger RNA of Chinchilla lanigera (long-tailed chinchilla), 5708 nucleotides long. RefSeq names its product potassium channel, inwardly rectifying subfamily J, member 9 (gene Kcnj9). Gene Ontology annotation, biological process: regulation of monoatomic ion transmembrane transport; potassium ion import across plasma membrane. The record is from RefSeq and is a predicted model, not a curated record. Gene Ontology annotation, cellular component: plasma membrane. Bases 1659 to 2840 code for a protein of 393 amino acids. Gene Ontology annotation, molecular function: G-protein activated inward rectifier potassium channel activity. The transcript has 3 exons. NCBI's taxonomy places the organism in Eukaryota, Metazoa, Chordata, Mammalia, Rodentia, Chinchillidae.